This is a messenger RNA of Ctenopharyngodon idella (grass carp), 4443 nucleotides long. Its product is annotated as probable G-protein coupled receptor 82. The transcript is spliced from 2 exons. The coding region runs from base 126 to 1229 and encodes 367 amino acids. Gene Ontology annotation, cellular component: membrane. Gene Ontology annotation, molecular function: G protein-coupled receptor activity. Gene Ontology annotation, biological process: G protein-coupled receptor signaling pathway. The record is from RefSeq and is a predicted model, not a curated record. NCBI's taxonomy places the organism in Eukaryota, Metazoa, Chordata, Actinopteri, Cypriniformes, Xenocyprididae.
GCGUUACUUCCUUUAGACAGUCUAGGGAGGUGGUCAAAACAAAGCAGUUCACAGGCGCCUGUUACACACUUCAGUGACUGCAUAUAUAGAGGGCUAUUGGGAAUCUCUAUUUUUCUGAGAGCUCAAUGGCAAACCGUUCACAUCCUGAACACAAUAUUUCUUUCCUGUGUCAAACGUCCACUACAAAUGUAGUUCUGCCCAUUAUCUACACCAUCAUGUCUCUCACUGGCCUGCCUGGGAAUGCUAUUUCUCUAUGGGUGUUCAUGCGCAAGAUCGCCAUCAAAACGUCCACGCACAUCUACCUGAUAAAUCUGGGGAUCUCAAACUUUUUGCUCUGCCUCACCAUGCCAUUCCAGGCUGCAUACUACUCGCUUGGGACCACAUGGGACCAACACAGCACCAUGUGCCAAAUGGCAAUAAAUGGUCUAACUCCAGUGAUCCACAUCAACAUCUGCAUUGGCGUGAUGAUACUGAGCUGGGUGGCGCUCAGUCGCUUUGCCUCACUAAUUCAACAUUCCCAUGCUGACCGCCCAAGUCGGUGGCUCAAAGUUCUACCCGGAGCCUUCCUUUGUCGAAAACGGCAAGCAAAACUGGCCUAUGCACUGUGCCUAAUCACCUGGGCUAUUGUGGCCAUAGCAGUCACAUCCUUUGUGGUGCUGUACUCGAUCAAGGAGGCUAUAAGUGUGAAGGACAGUGAUGGAGAUGAAGUGUGCUACAGUCCAGCAGUGGAGGUUGGAGGGCAAGGAUCUCACAUCUUCGCACUAGUGGCCGUUUCAUUGUUCUUCGUCUUCUUCCUGCUGGUCUUAAGCGCCUACAUGGCAGUGAUCAGGCACAUCUGGAGGUCCAAGAGAAACGCGGUCAUCUCUGACAGGCAGCGAGUCUAUGCAAGAGUGUUUCGGAAUAUCGUUGUCAUUAAGGUCGUGCUGGUGGUCUGUCUCCUGCCGCAUCACAUCUAUAAAGCCAUCUUUAUUAAUAUUGUCAAUGAGCAGUCUUUGUCUACAUCACCCACAACAGGUGCUUGCCAUCCAAUGUCCAUGUACGUGGAGAUAAAGAGCAUCCUCCUCUGUUUAGCAUCUCUGCGAUGUAGCACAGACCCCAUCAUGUACUUCUUGCUGGACAAGACGUUUCGUAAGCAUGCGCUUAGCCUGUUGAGAUUACACGCUAGCUCAAACGACAGUCAGACAUCGAAGUCUAAUGUGGGACAGUUAUCAACAACUGGGCAUCUUUAGACAUUACUUGAGAGGAUACUGUACGCUGACACAAAGGAGUCUCAUUGUGAACGAUGUUCCCUCACAGCUGAACAAAUGGCCACACACACCAAUAAGAAAGCGGAAGUGAAUGGGCAUCUCUUCAACUGGAUUACUUCCGCAUGUCCACUGUUCUUCAGUAUGGACCUGAAGCUGUGAGAACUCUUGUAUGGAAUUACACAGUGCUGAGAAAUGCUUUAUAAUAGAGGAUAUGUGGGCAGACACAGUGUAACCCAAGUUGAAGUUCCUAUAUAAUCGCCAGAUAUUUUGAAAAGAGACUACAAAUCAGACAAGAAUUCAUCUGAUGCUUCUGUUCCAAGCUCCAGAUUUACUUUUGAGGGCAGAAUUAUCAUUCAUAACGUCUAAAUAAGAAUUUAAAAGCAAAACGAUUGGAAGUAUAUAUUAGCGAAUAGAAAUGGCAGCCACUUACUGGUUACAAUGGUAAUUUGAUGUCUUUUUUAUUUUUAAAUAAGUUUGAGUUUUACUACAUAUUGAAACUUUUAGUUUUAUAAAUGGGGGUAAUCUUUGAAGGAUGAACAAAUAAUGUUUUGGUCUUCACAUUAAACAUAACACGAUAAUAUUAGAGUUUUGAAAUGCUGGAAAAAGAUGAGUGAAGUACUUGAAACCAUUUUACUAUUCCUGCCAAACUUCCAUGGUUACAGUUAGCGUUACUACAUUAAAUCCAUGGCAAAUAUUGUUAAUUUGUGCACUGAAAGCCCUCUAUAACUUGUUCAUUCAUUGGACAAUGUUUCUCCUGGUUUCCACAUCAGCACUGUUCGAUCUAAUAUCUACGGCUUAUAACGGAGAACUCUGCGCCGAAUUUGAAUGCUUCUCACGAGAUCUCGCAGUGGUGUUAUUAAUUCUGUGGUGAAUUCAAAUGCUUUCUUUACUGGGAGCACGCAUGUGGUGGCUGCCGGAUAGAUGAUGUGGUCUGCAUUAUUUGAUAUGUACAACCCACUCCUGGUGCCACAUGGUCAAGGCGGUGAGUAGCUCGUGGCUCGCACUGCACUGUCUGACACUGGUCCGAACUGAUAAAUGGUCCGUGAAGCACAAAUGAGUAGCGCGGUUUCGUUUCGCUUUCAUUCCAUUUGCCUUUUGAUUUUGGGGUAACGUUGUGCUGGUCGCACCUAACAAAAUUUAUUCACACUGGCUGGAAAAAUGAUCACAAAAUGUGACCAUUUAGUCACAGUCUGGAGCCCUGGUAGCUUUAAAGAGAUAGCUCAGCCAAAAUAUUACAAUUCUGUCAUCAUUUACUCACCUUAAUGUCAUUCUACACCUGAAUGACUUUUUUUCUUCUGUUGUAGACAGAAGAAGAUAUUUUGAAAAAUGUCUGUAUUUUUGUCCAUGAUGUGAAAAUCAAUGUUAAAAUCAGCUCUUCUGUUAUAUUUUCUUUUGUCUUACACUUAAAGUUAAAUGCAAGUUACAGAUCGCACUGUGAACGAUUCAUCCAUGCAUGUUUUACUUUUAUAAAAAUAUUUACGUUGUCAUUUUUAUUCAAAAUGUCGUAACUCGAUAUUCCGCUGAAACAACAGACCUGGUGACAUAUGCCUGACUUCUCCAAUCAUUUAGUCCGAUUAAACAGCAUCCCUUUCUUAAAAAUCGACUACAAACUUCCAUUCAAUCAGCAACUAAUGAAUUGAACAAAGUGCCCGCCCCACAUUUUUCUCACUGUUUCACUGUUUACAUCACGAUACAGAAGAAAAGAUCUGUUGCAACUUCCGUUUCAUCACAACUUAAAGAAAGUAAGUCAUAUAGGUUUGGAAAGAUAUUGGGGUGAGUAAAUGACAACAGAAUUUUCUGUUGUUUUCUGAGUGAGUGUGUGAGUGUGAACUACCCCUUUGAGAUUUUUUGCACAUUAUCAGUAUACCACAUUAAGUUUUAAUGACUGUAUCCACAUUCCAGGUUGUUUUUCAAACAUGUUACGUUACAGAUCUUGCCCAUGCAGGACAACUUGUUUCUUUUUUUGGUUACAUUACAUAUACCUAUUUCCUGUUUCCAUUUGCAUGCUGGUAAUUGUGGUGUGAUAGGCUUCCCAUCAGAUGUGCAAACAGAAUGUGUGCUUGCAAACAGUGCCUUUACUUUUUUGCAGCACAUAUGACUAAGUCGUAUCUAAUGAUGCAUGAUGGACUAGGUAUCCAUCUAUGUUUCUGAUGGAAGCAGCAUUAAAAGCCAUUACCUUACAGACAGUAAAUAUUAAAGUCUCUCAGGAGCUUCAAAGUCUACAUCAUUACUCCUAUAUAAGAGCUAGAUUAUAGUUGCCUAUUUUGCUUUUGUGCUGUCGAUUUAAUCUCAGCAAGAUAGCUAGCACCAUAAAGCAUUCUGCCAAAUUAAAGGUCAAAUCUUAAUCGAACUGUAUUUAAAAAAAAUCAGAAAGUUAAAAGAAAACCAUUUGCUUGGUGUAGCACCAUAUCAAUGGUGUAUAUGCUAAACAUUCAAAGCAAUUCAUAAAGAGCAAUGUUAAUGUAUGAGCAAGAUUAUUAAAAAAAACCUGAAAACUUUGCAGUCUUCACAGGUCAGCAAAAGCUCAGGAGAGACCGGUUUCUUUGGCACACUCUAAAAAACGCUGUCUUACUGCUGUUAACCGCUGCUAACCGCUGCUAACCGCUGCUAACCGCUGUUACGGUCUUAUUCAAACUAAGCAGAAAGUGACCAAGAAGUGCACUGCGUGGAGAAGAAACAUCCUGUUUCCAAAUAAUGUAUGUAGAGUUACGUCAUUGUAGAUUAAGAGACAUCAAGGAUUUGCCGUAAAUUAUGAUACACUGACCUCAGCCAUCGAGAUCAUCUCUGUUCUAAUAAGAUCUGAUUGCCCUGCAGCUGGUGAUGGUAGAUUUGUAUUUCUCUGAGGCAUCACACUCUGAAGGCCUGAUGUUAUCUUGCAAAUCACAUAUAUAAAGCCAAUACUUAUAUAUUCUGUCUAAAGUUUACUAAAGUUUGUCUUUGCAUUUAUUCUGAACACAGUAAUUAAACCAGUGAUUAUUAAGUCUGAUCAAUACCCUAUAUUAUUUAUGUAAGAAAACAUAUUUUGAGCAGUAAAAAUAAAUGUAGCAGGGUAUUUCAUUUUCAUGUUUAAGUUUUUAAUGUUAUAUGUCACAUUUCUUAGGUUUUAAAAGUAUUGUUAUAUCUUUGAGGUUUGUAUUCAAUAGCCUGUUUCAUAUCUGCCAAAUCCAAAUACUGAGAAUAAAGUUGUUAAAAAACA